GAAGUAGGAAUGCCAUUGCAAACACUAUAAAUACAUCCAAUGCAAAUGCAAAUGUCCACCAUCAACUUUCCCCAUUACUCUAAAUCACCACCAACUUUCUACAAUUUAGAGAAAAAAUGGUUAUCAAGAAUGAAGUAAUGUUGCCUGGGGGUGCCUACAAGAAAAUGAGCUACACAGAACAAGAUCAGGAAGUGUCCUACUGCAACAACACCUUCUCUCACAGCAACGGCUCCUCAAGCAUGCAAAUGGUGAGGCCGGGUAACCACAGCCACCACCACGACGGCCACCACCUUUUCAGUGGAAACCACCACCACGACGGCCACCACCUUUUCAGUGGAAACCACCACGAAAGCCACCACCAUGUCCCCGAAAAACACCACGGCGGCCACCACCUUUUCGGUGGAAACCACCACGAACGCCACGGGCUUCACCACCACGGUAAUGGCGGCCAUGUGAAUGAGGUUGUGGAAGAGAAAGUAAAGAUCUCUAGUCAUGAGCAGAGGGUGUUGAGUGGAGGAGGGCAUAGGGAGGGAUAUGGAAGUGAGACUCACUUUGCUUCUCACGCUGCUAGGGAACCCUACUAUUAUAGGAAUACUGAAACCUUGAAGUAUUCGGGCACUCCAAACGGGCGCACCCAUCACUUUGAGUUUAAGGGUUUGGAUGAUUGAAGACUCAAACUUCACUCAAUCACGUACGACUGACCAUUUCUGCAUGCGCAUGGUGUAAAAUAAAUUUGUUCUAAAAUAAAUUAAGAAUGCAUGGUGCUAAACUACGUACAAUAAAAAGAUCCAAUAAGCUAAGAGUUUCAUGUAUUUCCUUGCCCUCUAGCUUGAAUAAUUGUGAAAUAUAUUUGAUUGCAAAAAAUAAAAGGAUUAUAUUUGAUUACGUAAGAAAUGUUUAUUCUAUAUAUACUUCAUAUUCCGUGACGUCCGUGUGAGUUAAGCUAUUUAUCUUUUAGAAAUUAGUUCAAAUAGGACUAAAACUAUGGCAAAAAUCUAAAAUAGGACUUGCUAUGUUUUUAUUCCAAAAUAGGAUCAUAUGAGUCCUAUUGGAAACAUACUUAUUUUUGCAUUCCAUUCUUACCCUUCCGUUAAAUAUGAAUUCAAAAUA
Cuscuta europaea is the source of this 1110-nucleotide messenger RNA. The record is from the annotation of a GenBank genome assembly. Lineage: Eukaryota; Viridiplantae; Streptophyta; Magnoliopsida; Solanales; Convolvulaceae.